AUGGGUCUAGGAACAUCCACAAUCAAAUAUAUACUAUUCUUCAUCAACUUUUUGUUUGCUGUGAGUACGAAUUAUUAUUUUAAUACCUAUGUACUGUUUACUAUUACAUGUUGUUAAAUGUUUGAUUUAUUUGAUUGUAUGGUUUCAUCGGUACUAUAAAUCUACGUCAAGUGACGCGUUCCUACAUUUAAUAAUAAGUACUAUGUGCAGAAUAAAAAUGCAUUGUUUUUAGAUACCUAAAUGCUAAAAUAGUUAUAGCAAAUAGAAAAUUAGAUAACUUUACACUUAAUAAUUUGACUUUAUUUAUUCUGUCGGUAGUUCUGAAUGAAACACUAUUGCAAUAUAGUUUUUAGUAGGUUCUAAAAUGUAGGUGCUUAAAUAAAACACUAUAAAUAGCUAGUAAUAAAUUAUAAUUUUUCAAGAAUAAAAUUGUAUAAUUUAUUGAAAGCUUCUCAUAAGAUCAUAAUAGGUAUUAUAAUCAGUAAAGUCACUCUGUUCCUCUGGUCAAAUAAAUCUAUAUUAUUUCAAUUUUUGAUUCUCCAGACAUUUUAGAUCUCCAAAUAUUUUUAUGCCAACAUUUAAGGUUUAACAAAUGCAACGAACGCUAUAUCCUAUAUAGUAUUAUGAAGCUAACGAUUCAAGUUUUUCGUGUGUUUUUCAAAUGCGUCAUUUUCAUUAUAAUAUGUGUUUGCGUUGAACAGUUGUCCAAAUUUCCUGUAUCGCGUAUGAUAUUAAUAAUAAUAAUAGAUAACUAGUAUCUAAUCUGUACAUACGUUGACUGUUACGAAAUGAUUCAUUAAAAAUAUUUUUUUAAAUUGAAAUAUAGAAUGAAACGAAAAGUAUAUUGACUUUAAUGUAUUUUUUUUACUUUUUUUAUUAUGUAAUAAUAUUUCUACCAUAAAAUAUACUCCAAUCAAAAACUUAUAAUAUAUAUAUAUAUAUUUUCUUUUAUGUAUUAUAAGAAACGCUUUUCCGUUACAUUUUAAACAGUGAUGUAUAUGUGUGUGCACUAGGAAGAUGAAUGGGUAGAAACCUAUUACCCCUUGUAAAUAUGCCACUAAUAUUAGAUACAGAUUAGAUAUUAUAGUACCUAUAACUGCAUUUAUAAUAAUAUAUUUUUUACGCAGUAAGGCUUCGAUGUAUCCCGAAAAACUAGGUUUAUGUGACUAUAGAUUUUAUUUUUAGAUCGUACUGAAUUCCAGUUCAUAUAACGUUAUAUUUAAGGUUUAUUCUGUGUGCAGCUAAUGUACACUGAUGGAAAGUAAUAUACUCAAAUGCUACAUAGCCAUCUAUUUAAGUAUUAAGAGUCCGCUGGGCUAUGACGUGAACACGACAAAUUAUAAAAUAAUAAUAACAAUAAUAAUAAUAUGGCUGUAAAACUAACCAAAUAAUUAAUGAAUAAAAAACAUUACAAUGUGUAUGAGGAGAGGAGACCCCGAUGGGUCGGCCGAGCGAAUGAUUCGGGCGAACAACAGAUGAUACUUCAUGUAAUUGUCGUUUCCGGCGGAAAACCACUUAGGUCUGAUCGCCGGCAUUAGUGCCACAUCGUAAGUUGUUCACAUCGGUCUUUUAAACACAUACGACAAAAUAACUAUCGAACAUUAUUUUUUUACAGCACCGCACCGAGGUGCACAAUUUGAAAGACGCUACAUUAUAGUAUUAAUAAAGACGAGGUGGGAAGAAAAUAAGUAAAGUUUAUGUCUUAAAAUAGUAGUGUAGUCACUGUAUUCGUAAUUUAGUUGUUUAGUUGUUUGAGUGUAUUAUCAAUCGCAUACAACAGUAAUAAUGAUAAUAAUAAUUUAAUAUUGCAUACAAGAAAACAAAAAUUGUAAAAAAGUAUAAAAAUCUAAUACAAAUAAAUAAAUACAUAGAAAACUAACAAAACAAACCUCGGAAUGUUACAUAGGUUGUGUGUAAAUACAACUGGUUUGAUUUCAAAAAAUUGUCACUGCUGAACGCAAAUUUGUCGUGUUGUAAGUUUGUAAGACAGAGACAGCACAUACGGCUAUCACGCUCUCUUAAGAUAAAGUUGCAGGAUUUCAAUGCAGUUUGCUUUGUUUUCUGCACUCAUGCUAUGCUGUUUUAUUACAAAUUUAUUUCGUAUAUUUGUGAACGAGAAUAAGAAAUUUAAUUUCGCAAUUUUUGAUUUUUAAUUAAUUGUCUUAAUUUUGUUAGAACAUUUUUAGACAACCAUUGAAUCUAAAAUUCAAAUAUGAAAUUUUAUUUUAUGAUUUUUACACACUAACAAGAUUUGUAUAUAGCAAACUAUAUCAAGUACUAAUAUUAUUAUAUGUUAUUAUCAGACAAUAAUACUAUAUUGUCUGAUAAUGUAUAGUGUUAAAACCCAGAUAACGAAUUACUCAUUUUAUAUAUUUUCGUACAAAAAUAGUAAAAAGGAAUUUAGCAUUUUUUGAUUUUUAUUAGUAUUGUUCAGUCAAACUAUAUUUUUUAUCAACCGGUCAAUUUAUCUGGUAAAAUUAAAUUUUUUUAUUUGUUGCUGUAUAUCUAUAGAAUCUAAAACUGCCACUUUUCCAAAAUAUAUAUUGAAAUAUACAAAAACUUGCAGAAAAAAAAAACAAUUAAAAAUUGGUUUUAAAAUUAGUUGAUUCAAAAUUGUCUUAUUUAAUAUUUAUCAAAUCACGUGGUUUUUACUUCAUGUGCAUUUGCUAUAUGAAUGGUUUUAUGAAAUUAAUUUUUGUAUAAACGAUUUCAAUCUAAAAUAAUCGCAAUCGUUUAAAUUUGGUCGACACCGAAACCAAUCAAGAUUAAACUUCGUCAAACAUGAUUUAUUAUAUACCUCUAUAUCAUAUAAGUCUACCUAACCAAUUAACCGAGUUUCACUUAAAAUCGAUUUUUGAUUGCAAUAUACAAACUAUAUUAUCCUGCAAUAUAUACUUCUUAAAUGUCCCAUCUGCAGCAGUAUAGAUCUACCUAUAGUGCGAACCGCAAAGUAUACUCGGUUUUAUUAUAUCAUAAUGAUUACUUACAUUAUCUGAUUACCUGCUUAAAUUCGAAAACCUUAUGCAAUCGAUACAUAUUAAAUGAAAUCAAUGAAACCAAAUACAGUUAAUAAUAUACGUUUGAUUAACCUAUCACCCUAAUAUUGACCCAGACGAAAUGAUUUGGAAGCGAUCGCCUCCGAGAUCCUGACCAGUCCGUUUUUUUGAUGGGGUCCUCGUUUUUUUUUUUUUUUUUUACCUACAAAUACCUAAAUUUGUCUCACAAUUGUAGUUAUCGUCAUCAGGUGAAGAACUUUCCAAAAACAAGUUUUAGCAAUUCAUUCGCGGAGAUCGCAGGCACACGACUUUCUAUAUUAUGUAUGGAUAUGCACGUGAGCGGCGUUCACAGAUGUCUAUAUGAUCGAACCAGACACGACACACCAGGGCAAAUUAAAUUUCAUGAUUUUUCGAGGAUAACUUUCCAAUUUUUGUCUCCCUCCUCACUAAUUAUUACUAUAUUAACCAAUAGUUAUACGUGUAUACCUAUCGGUUCGUUACAGGUAACAAUUUAUAAUAACACAACAAGCAAGAAAUCUAUACGUAAAAUUAAUAAAAGAUCGAGUGAGUUCAUAACUAAUUUUCUAAAUGAAAUAAAAUAUAAUUCUAGAUCCACGCCAGAUUAUACCUACUCAAAAAAUUUAAUAAAUAUUUAUCUUCACCAUGUAUACAAACAUAUCCAACGUAAUACAUUUCGUCUUGUGUCAUGUGGUAACGCUUAAGUAUGCAUGGUGGCGUAGUAUAUUCAGAAAGUCUAAAACUUCGAUUAAAAAUUACCGGAAAAAAUGUAAGUGAAGACUGAUGAUAUACACUGAACAGACUUAAAAAAUUAAUUAUGUGUAAACACUGUCGUCGUCCUGCUGGUACACGGUAAAAAUGGUAAUAAUAACAACAGUAAUAUAAUGAAUGUAUAUUUGUGGAGAAAGGAGCUAUUAGUACACCCAAGAGGAGCGAAUGUGUAGGAUGAAAGUGAAAGGUCUCAAAGUACGACUCGAUCGGCAACAGGUCGCCGCACUGAAGUGUAUAUCCGCAGACAUUCUAAGUUUUCUUUGGAAGAACACCAACGGUUGUAUGUAGUUUGAAGUUUCUAUUCAAUAUUUUCCGUUGUGGUUAUCAGUAGUAUUGUUAUAGGCCCAUAAUAUUGUGCUAUUACAGUUUAAACAGUUAUUUACGCAACUGCGCCUACUCAAUUUUGAACACAAUAAUUUAUAACAAUUCAUUCACAACAGAAAUGCAAACGAAAUAAUACCAACCAAAUUUCUCAUGAUUUAUUUUAUUUCGUAUAGCUAAAAGAGGGUAAAAACGUACUACUAUUGUGUACUAUUUACUAUGAACUAUAGACGAGCUAAAAUACAAAAUGUUACAAUGAAUAAAGGUACAGUGAACGACUAAAAUUAGUCGUAAUCAGCAGUGUAUCCUAACCUAACCUAGCCGGAUAAUAGAGGAAUUAUCAAUAAAGUUGGGAGGAGAGUAUAAUAUCCGUGGAAAGGGUCAUGUGAACGAGUGAAUACAGAAAUGAAAUACUAGUAUAUGGUGCUUUGAGGAAUGGCCAUAGCUAGAAAUCAUAAGAGUUAACAAGUGUGAAGGAUAAAUCUUAAAAGUUUACACUCCCGAAAACAUAACACCUUAAUGUGCUUGACUAGUAUAAGGUUAUGACGGAGUGUAACAACCAAAUCUCAGAUCAAAUCCACAGCGAGUUUAUAGGAUAAUUAUUAAUUUGGUUUUGGGGAAUAUUAUUAUACCGACGAAUUAAAAAAAAAUAUACAUUUUUGUGACAAAAAGCUUGCAAUGUUUACAUUCACAAUCAUGACACCGACAUAAUUGCCCUGUCCAUAAUGGAAACCAGUUAAAAGAGUGUGACAUAAUUUGCAUAACAAAAAAACUAUAUUUCGUUACGUAGAUAUAUAGACACGAUACUAACAUCCGCAUUUCAUAAAAUUAAUUUAAAACCCUGCCAAUAGUUGUUAUUUUAAUUGUUUAAAUUAAUAAUCAUAUUUUAAAUGUUAAGAGGGGUUUGGAAUGUAUUGAUUUUACUAUGAUGAGUUUUUUUUUCUGUCUAGAAACAAUUUUUCUAUCAAAAAUCUUGCCUCAAUUAAAAAAUGCUAAGAGACAUUUGUUAUUUCAUUUUUGAUCUAAUUUGUUUAGUUGGUUCUCCAAGGAGUUUUCAUAAUAAUUAGGAAAAACCGGAAACAAAAUUAUAGGCAAAACACAUAAAUACUUACGACACGUCACGGUGUUACCGAUUUCAUUAAUUAAAACAUUUAUGAUACAUGCUUUCUGUCAGAAACCUUGCUUCAAAUAAAAAUUGCUAAAAGAUAUGUAUUAUGAUUACUGAUAUAUAUUUGUAUAAUUAUACUAUAGUACAAUAUUUUAUUAUUUUAUCUUAUUAAAUAAUGUCGCAGGCAUAAUUAUGGUAUAAUAAGCUAAAAACAUUGAACGAAUUUGCAAUACUAUUUUGUUACAGAACGAAUAUUAUGUAAAACAAUAGUUGGUCGUUAAAUAUUAAAAUAGUAGCUGUGCUAGUUUUAAAUGACCUUAUCAACCCACAUACGAAUGACAUUAAUAUUAAAUGAGUACAUUUUAUUUGUUUGCACACGUUACGUUUAUUUACAAAAUUAAAAAAAAAAAACCAUUAAGUAUAGCUUAUGAAAAACCUCGUGGAGUAUUUUCGAGCAUUUUUACUAGGUCUAAAUAGUUGUACACACAUAAAAUCAAAAAUGAUUUACCAAAAUUUCGAAAAUUUCAAAUAGCUAUCAAUAGCUCAAAACUCAUCAGAUUGUUUAGACAAUUUAGCAACAUCUAGAAAGGGCUAUUAAGUACUUUGUAAAAAUUGCAGAUUUCUACUUUUUUUUUUAAAAUAUCAAAAUUACGAAAAUCGAAAAUAACGAAAAUCGUUAUUGCUUAGACUUCCCCGUUUUUGGAUUUUUUUACGGUUUUCCUUCUUUAUUUAGAAAACCGUAAAGAAAAUAAAGAAUAAAACCUAAUCAAUGCAUGAACUUGACAAAAUUUACUUUUAGAAAAGAUUCUACCACGUAAUGAUCAAAACUACUUACAUACCUGUGAGGGGGAGGCAUUCACCCACCCCCCCCCCAUGGGCCGUAUAAUUAUAUGCAUGCAUUGUUAUUUGUGUUUAGUGUUUUUCAAUUAUUUUGAAAUUUUGUUUUUUUGAAGUAAUUAAAAAUAAAAUGAUAACAUGGUUAAAUUCAUAGAUAUUAACAUUUUUUUUUUUAUCUAUGAUCGAAUCGAGCAAGGUUUCUAUUGUUAUCAUUUCGUUUUAGUGGUUCGACCAUAGAAUAUUCUAUGGUUCGAUUCAUGGCUGUAUAUGAUAUUUAACCAUACGGAUCCGUGUAUUUCUAAAUUCAGCAAAUUGGUCAGCCGCUAGAUUUAACUGUUCCUAAACUCAGCUGCUGACCAAUCCAUUGGAGGGGAAGUGAUCAGACGAAUUGCUUUAUCAGCAAUCUGAUAUUUUAUGGAUGGAAUAACCAAAAUUAAAACUAAUUUACUAACCUAUAUUUGACAAAAAAAAAAUAUAUGUUAUGUUAAAAUGUGUUGUCUAAUAUUUUAACGUGUUUAUAAUAAUCGACAUGUAUUUAAAUGUUUGUAAAAAUUGAAAAUCACACAAACAUUUACAGUAAAAAAAAUACACAGAGCUUUAUGGGAAAUUAAAAUUUCAAAGCCCAUUUCCCAACAAUCACAAAAUGUGACAUUGGCCUUUCUUGCACCAAGCCACAGAAUUAUAUUCAAUAUUAGUGGUUUUUCGUGUAACGUUGUGUUAAAUUUAUUACAAUCGUUUUAACACAAGUAUAGAUAAUAUCCAAUACUGAAUUUACUUAACCAUAUAUAUAUCUCCGUUUUAAUGGGUGCUAAUUUUAAUCCAUUUGAUUUAUUUAAAAGACUUCACGUCUUAUCAGUAUAGUUAGCAAUCUAAUUUUUUAUCUAUAUCUGGGCCUGUAUAUAUAUAUAUAUAUUAUAAAUAGGUGUAUCAUACGAGUAUACUAAUUAUUGGUCCAUCUCACAAUCUAAUAACAAUUUAUACUAUUAUUAUUAUAUAUUAUUCAAAUUGAAUUAUUAUAUUAUUUAUUUGUAUUAUUUUGAAUGUUUGUAAUAAUCAUUUUAUUACUCACCAUUCAUCAACAUUGCCAGACGUCAUCAACCAAAACUAAAAAUUAUAAAAUAUAAGGAAAUAAUCAAGACAGGUAUUACAAACUGAUGGGCGAAUAACAAUGUUUAUUAUAGAUAUAUUUUUAUUUUGGUAACUGUUCAUAUUUUAUAAUUUUAACCGAAACAAUUUUCUUUCAACAAAUAUCGGUUCCAACUCCGAUUUAGGUUCCAUAGAAAAUUAAAAAAGGAUUUCGGUGAGCUUCAAGUUCAAAUACUCCCAAAAGGUUCCGGUUAAAAUACCGGUAUUUUUUAUUUUCGGCUCCAAGCCCUGCUCAAACGUCGUCAUUCGAAAUCGUACACAACUCAUUGAUUCCGGUUGAUAUUUCACGAUUUAUACAAUAUAUAUUUAGGUACAUCUUUACUCGCAAAAAAUAGGGCGAAGUACGUUUGGACCAGGAAUGUUUGGGCCACUAAUAAAACUGCAACCCGUUUGAACCAGGAUUUAGCUAACCCGUUUGAAAAUAAACGCUAAAUAAACAUUCAGUUAAACUACGAAAACUCGAUAAGGCAAUACAGAUAAAAUACUAUCUACUAUAUAAAGGCUCACUUAAUAAACGUUCAGUUUAACUAAAAUAAGGAAAGUUCUGAUCCAAACGGGCUGUAAAAAAGUAUUUUUAGUCCAAACGGGUCCAAAAAAUAUAGCGGAACGUACAGUAUGGCAAUUUCAUAGACAAUAUACAGUGUACAAGUGAAUAACUAAUUCGACCAGAAUUUAGUGCACUUUAUUUUCAUAAACCACGAUAAACGGUAUGCCUACAAUGUAAUCGUCCCACUUUUGAAGUAGCGUCUAUUUGACGAUAAAUAAAUUAACUGACCUCAUAUUGUAGGGUGAUGUAUGAUUUCAGUGACUCUAUAAGUAUCUAUAAAAAUAACAUCUUAUUAUAAAAAACAAAUUACGUCUCUAUAAAUGUAUUUUUUUAAAUUUUGUAUUAGAACAUAAUUUCUUUUUAAAAUGUAAUAUUUAUAUUUACAUAAAUUAUAAUAAAUAUUAUGUUUUAAAACCAUGUAUUCUGUUAAAGUAUUUCUCGCUUUACUAUAUACUUUUACUUUUUUUUAUUACUUAAUGAUGAUAGUAAAAUAAAUGUACGACAGCAGCUACAAACUGGAAAUUUAUACUAUUGUAAUGAGUUCAUAUACCUACCCUAACAUAUUAUAUUAUAAAAUAAUAUGACUUAUAAGUUAUACAUUUUCGGUAUAUACAAACAAUAUUAGUAAUAUUGGUAAGUCAAAAACGGUAUACAUGAGAAAAAAAAAGUCGAGACAAAAGUUGUUGUAUAAUUUCGAUUUACAACCAACUGGAUAAACUAAAAUGUUUUUGACACACACAAUAUAGGUAAAUAAUAUUUACCAUGUAUCUAUGCAUUAUUAAUAAUCAAUAUAUUUAUUAUGAAUACGCAUCGCACGGUCACCUGUAAUGUGCCGGUGCAGGUGCAAACAUUGUUCACAUCUAUUAUUCAACUUGUUUUUAGUAUUUUAUUUUACCGUUUAAUCGGCAUUUUCGGAAAAUCUUCCCGUUUAAUGGUGAUAAACAAGAAGAUUACUCGAUUUUUAAAAAAGAGCUGAUACUGCUGAUACCUUGAUAUGUGUACGGUGGACCACUAUUGUUAGUGGGAAAUCGGAGGGUGGGAUUCAUAAAUUUAUUAAAUUUUUAACAGUACACAACGAUAAUUAUUACUGACCAAAUACGAGACUUCCUCGUUUGUCUGAUUGACAAAAUACAUUUUUUUAGAUUUUGAGCUUAGCAAUGAAUGCAUUGAUUUUUGCUAUAAUGUGUGCUUUUUUUAGAUCCUGAGUGAAGCGUAGAAUGUAUAUUGGUUUUACAAAGAUGUUUUUUUUUUUAUGUGAACACUUUUUCUACCAGAAAGCUUACUCCGGUAUAUACGAUGUAGACUCUUUUCUGAAAGAAAAUUUGUUUGGAUUGGCAUUUCAGGGAGAUCAUUUUUAGAUUUUCUCAGGAAUUUUUUCAUCAAAUGUGAAAAAUCAAAAAAAAAAAAAAAACGAAGAAAAACGGAAAAAUUUACGAAAUAUAUUAUUCAAAUAUUAUGAUUUUUUUUUUUUCUAUAGACAACUUAUACUCUACCAACAAUUUUACUCCGAUUUAAAAUGAUAGAAUUUUUUCUAAAAAGAAAUCUGACUGGAGAGGUACUUUAGAGAGGGUCUUUUCGAUUCUCUCAAGAGUUUUUCCAUCAAAUGUGAAAAACCGGGAAAAACAUGGGAAAACUUAGAGAAACGAAAAACUUUUUUCUGUCUGUCUACAUUUCUAUCAAGAGUCUUCCUACAAUCAAAAACCAACAGAAGUAUUUUGUCUGGACGAACAAAAAUGUUUUAAAAUUUGUUACGAGAUCAUUGUACGUUUAACUUAGUGGUCAAAAAAUAUGUUGAGUCUAAUUUAGGUAGCAGUUUUUUUAUACGCGUUUUAAGAUCAAAUUUUGACUAAAAUCGUAAAAAAUAUUGUAUUUCAAGUUCAUAUACAUAACUGAAAUUUUCUCAUAAUCGUUUUUCAUUCACAAUGGUUUAAGUUUAAGGUUGCGUACAAAUAUAUAUUAUAAAACUAUAUAUAUAUAGCCUAGCUUCCCAACUUCCUGUAUAUAAUAUUGGGAUACUCAUCUCUAGUAUCAGCUCUUUUAAUUUAUACAUAUAUCAAUACGUGUAUCACCAGAAAGUUUGAUAUACAUUUUAAAAUGUAAUAUAAGUAAUAUUUUCACAGUCAUAAAAAAUAACCUACAUGAGUUUGCCUGUAAUUUAUCUAAUUAAUAAUUAAUAUUUUGUUAAAAGUUUAUAAGACACUGGUUUGACUAGUUAUGCGUUUAGCAUGCGCUGGUCGAGAGACGUGAUUCCAACGGUCAUUUACUAUAUCGAUUUUCCGUCACCGACCUUCAAACAUCCUUUUUACCGUUUCCCUAAAAAGUUCAAUAAAUCCGAUAGUCAAUACAUAAAUGUUUGAUAAGAUGACAUAUAUUGGCUUUGUUUAGUAGUUUGUACUGUAUAGUAUAGUAAUAUGUUUUUCGAAAUACCGAUAAAAUAAGCAUAUGCAUGCACACAAGGCGUGUAGGGCGUCGCAGUUUUUUGUAUUGGGUAUACCACCGCUAUAUCUAAUCACAUGUUUUUCGGAACUAAAAAUGUCAAAAUAAAAUUUCAUUCUCUAUAGGUACACAUCAUUGCGUGAAUUCGUAUGACGGAAUGUAUUCCAAUAUUUGUGUUCAUAAUUAAGUCACUAUAGAAUUAUAUAUUGUUUUAAAUGUAUGAUAUCUAGGUGUGUACCUACACACCUCAUAGGUACUCGUCGGUAUAUUUUAUGCGUCAACGAUUCACAGGAAAACAUGCGUAAUAAAAUAAUAAUUUUCGAUAUUAGAUAAAAAUAAAAGAAGCGCUUUGGAUUAUAUUUCAUAUUUUUAACAAGCUUUAUAUUUGUAUACAAUCUUUCGUGAAUUAUAAAUAAGAAAAACUUUAAAUAGUACACGUGUAUCUAAUAGCCAUAAUGUUAAUAUAUUACUAUCUUAUCCGUCAUAACACUUAUAAAACAUAUUACAAUAUACAGCCAAUUUGUUUUUUUUUUUAUGUAUAAUAAUCAUAUUUAAAACCCUCCGUAGGCAAGGCCCGGUCACCCGUGACCGGAACGAGAUAAAACACUACGAACUAGAUUAUAUUUUUAACUAUUUGAUAUGGGCUUAACCAAUGCCCACCGCUCGCCUUUAAUAGUUUUGCUUAACUGUUAUAUCUCAGUGCGCUUCCAGUUGUUAAAAUUUAUGCGCCAGCACAGGCUUAGUAUCACUGAACUCUAUACGUAGAGGCUAUAUACACAGUGGCUUAGCAUAUGUUCGGCAUGUGAAAUACAAUGUCAUUAGUUACUUGAAGAAAAAUUAUAAUAGACUAUGAAUAAUAAGUAUUAUUUAGCUUUUUUUUUUUUGUUUUUAUAAGAUACGAGAUGAUUCGUUGUUUUUUUUUUUUUUUUUUUUGUUACUUAUGUAUAAUAUAAGGUAUACUAUUAUAAAAUUAUGAUAAUUAAAGAUAAAUAUAAAUUUAAAAACAAGUUGUAUUAUUUCUUAUGCAUAAAACAAUUAAUAUAAAAAUAUAGAAAUAAGCGUUUUAUCAAUUAUGCAAGUAAAUAUAACACCGGUCACCCGUGAGUAGUGACCACCCUUUUCUGUUCCGAUGGGAUUUAUAGCCUUGCCUGUGGAGGCAUACUAAUGCAUAUUAAUUAAUUAUAGUUAUAUUAUAAACUAUUAUUAUUGAUAUACCCGGGUGAUACUAACGGAGCAUCAGCUCUCCUCUCUCAUAAUUUUCCGUGUUGAAUACAAAAAAAAUAAAAUAUUAUAUCUAAGUAAACUAUUCAACAUAAAAAAAUUAUUACCAAUAAAAUAAUUCAACAAACAAGUAUAUAUUUUUACUACCUACUACCUACAUCAUAUUUAUAUAUUUUGAAAAAUAUUUUUGUUAUUUUAGUUUGACCCCCCGCCCCCUAUUGAAAAAUCCUGGUUAAGGCACUGACUUUUAUCAUAUAAUAGGUACGUGUAUGUACUAGAUGUCUAUUAGUUCAAAGAUUUUCACAAAAAUGUAUUUUAAAUAAUAUAGGAAAUAGAUAAUUCACAAAGUAAAUAACUCGUGGGAAAUAUUAAAUUGAAUUGUUCAGAUCAAAUUAUUGAGAUUAAUUUUAAAAUCACUAAUGUGGGUAAAUGGAACAAAAAUAGUGAUAUCGAUCGGGAUUUCACAGCCACGUGGAAACCAAUACUAUACACUUAAUAUGUCAGUUGUGUACUCUAUACUCUUUAGGGAUUAAAAUUUCCAAAAAGAAAAAAAAGGUUUUUCCGGAAACUACAGUUUUAUCCCAGGGAUUUUUUAGAAAACUUUCUGAAAAAAGUGGAAAUUUCGGUGAAAGUAGAAAUAUCCAAAAAAAUUUAUUUUUGAAACCCUGGAAACAUUGAAGUCAUUACUAAUAGUAUAGAUAAAGAAUGUAUAUUCCUUGCCUGUACCUUGUUAAUGAUUUCUUUUUCAGGUUCCCAAAAAUAAAAAUGUUUUUUAAAGAAAUGUAUUAGUUUUAAAUCUUCCGAUUCUCUAUUUUUUGAUCGGGGCUUUAACCUAUUUUCCCCCGAAAUAUUCCGACACUUUGACCCCCUAGACCUAUCUAGCAUAAUAUGUCAAUGAUGAACUUUACCUAUAUGUUUAUUAUGCAAUACGUAAAUACCAUAAUAUUAUACUCUUGACGUUGUUAAGAUAGUAUCUUUUUCAAGAAAGGCUUUUUUAAUCGAUUUAUUUGUUUAGUAUUAAUAAAUAAUUAGGUAGGGGUUAUAUUAUGUACAAGUACGACAGGUAGGUAUGCCAACUUAACCAACAAAACGUGCGUGGAAAUACUCUCGUAAAAAAAAACUCUAAUAAACCCAAUAUUUGAAACGCGAAUUUACUACUAAUUUAUUAUACAAUCCCUUUCACUAUUGUUGACGGGCAUUUACGUCAAUGAAAAACUGUAUUGACCGGUCUUUGGCACAUAUAUUCGUUCACUCGUUUACAUUCAAAUGAGAUUAUCUGACGAAAAAAAUUGUAACAGCUAAUUAAUUUUAUUUCCAAAGACUUAUCAAACUACAUAAAAAAAAAAACGGACUUACGCUCCAAAUCUAAAACAUGUCACGAUAAUUUCUAAAGAAAUUACAUGCAUUUUAAUAUUUGCUUUUAUUCAAAAUUCACCAAAAUGUUCAAUUUAUUAUAAUUAAUUAUUAGGUUAGUUUAGUUUUGACAUUAGAUUUACAUUAAAAAUAAAAUAUUUACUAUUUAUUUAUUUAUUUAUUUAUUUAUUUAACAUCCCAAAGGGGUAAUGAGUACAGGAUAAUAAUAUGUGAAUAUAUAAUACAUAAAUACUUAAAACUACUUAAAACUAUUGAAAUACAAUAUUUAACUCAAUAAGUAAAAUCAAAACAAGAAUGAAAGUUUAAUAUGCUAUUACCAUUAACCAAAAAUCGACACUCCGGACUAUUAGCAAUUAAGUUGCUAGGGAAAUGAGGAAAAGAAAAGGGAAGAUUAUUCCUUGAAUUAAAAGAAGGUAACUUAAAAUUAUUUUUUUUUUAAAACUCGUGAUAAAUUAAUUGUCCAUUAAUUAGCUUGUAAAUAAAAGCAACACCAUUAUUGUUAUUUAAAAUAUAGUAAUGGUUUUUGUAACAGAUAAAAUAAAUAAUAAAUUACAUUUUAAAUUUUAAUUUAUAAAAUUAUCUAUUGAACAUUUUAUUCCGUUGUCAAUAAAUAUUGAGAACCGCACAACCAAAAAAUUGAUUAUAAUUAAUUAUCAAAAUUACUAAUUCUAUUUUCUAUUUAUUAUUAUUAUUGUCAUAUUCAUUUUAUUAUUAUUCAUUGAAUAAGUUGAAAAAAUAUCAAAAUUUCAAAGAAAAAAAAUAUCGCGGUCUGAGAAUGAAUACAAAUUUUACAAUAAUAACAGCAGGAGAUUUGGGGCGUCGAGUGAUGACGGGAUGAUCAUAAAGAAAGCUCUCAACAACGGUUUAAUAGAUUUCGAUACUGACACUUAUAUGUCGUUUAACAACUAUAAUAUUAAGAGAUGAUGCAAUAUUUGAGGUAUGACAGUAUUAUUAUUGCCAAUAUAUACGUAAAUCUUAUAUAUUUCAAGUUGCUAAAUAUUAUCGAAAAUGUAUAAUAUAAUAUCUUUAUUAUGUAUCAUAAAUAAUUUUGCCCACUAUUUCUAUUUUCUUUUUUUUACCUAAGUUUUUCUAUAUUAGUAAUACAUUAAGUAUUAUAUAGGUACUUACGAUAAGCACAGAACGAUCAGAAGUUCAUGUUAAAAUAAUAAUGAAAAUUAAAAAAAGAAACGUACGGUAAUAGAGCUAUUUUUGUAAUUUUUAAAAAUAUAUUUUUUUUCUAAAUUUGUUAACAUUCAUCUAUAGAACCAAACCAUUUUAAUUUAUAUCUAGAAUGUCCUACAAUGUUAUCCAUAUGCUAAUAACUCUGUCAAUAUUAAUUUUUUUUUAAUCUUGUUUUAUACAAGGGAAACACAUAUGUAGAAAAAAAUUUAAAUUUUAUUUUCAUUUCUAAUGACCCUAAAUCACUGAAAAAAAAACUAUUUUUCUACUCUUAAAAUUUUCAAAAUAGCCAUUUUGUAAAAUAUAUUAUUCUAAAAUUUGUAACUUAGUUACCACACAUUCAUAUACGAUCAAUAGUUUAUUAGAAAUAAUCGUUUUAAUCGCUAGGAAAUUAGCGUGAAAACAAUUAAUUUAUCCAAGUUAUAUUGUGGUAAAGUAAAUCGAAAAUCCAGUUAAUUUGGGUACCUAUAGAAUUCACAAUAGCAUCAUCGGCAAAAAAUAAUACUUUAACGUUAUUACUAAAGAUAAGUAGCAAAUCAUUUUUAAAUAGUAAAAAAAAGUAGAAAUCUCAGGUUGGACCCUAGAAGUACCCCAGAUAAAACUUGAAACUCAUCAGAUGUAUGAAAUUAUAUUUUUACAUUCAUUAUAUUUGUGAAAUAGUAUACCUUAAAAUUAAACAAUACUUAACUAAAUUAAGGUCCAUUUUUUCCGAAAUCCCAAUAUUUAUGAGAAAAAAUGUUAAAAAAUCUGGCAUACUUGGCACCAAGAGAGUGGCCACUAUUAUAGUGGGAAAGUGGGAAAGGUAGGAUAUAGGAUAUUAUGGGUAACAUUUAAUUUAUAUAAUAAUACAUACGCAGCGAUAUAAUGUGAUUAUUGCAAACGAAAAAGGAUUUAGGGCAAAGUUGAUUUAAAUUUUAAGUCAAAUUAUCUAUGAAACAAUUAUUUUUUCAAAAAAUGACUUAUGUAUAAAUUUGGAAUCAUAUAACUCAAAAUAUUUGUUUCUAAAUUAUCUUGGUUACAAGAGACAAAAAAUAAUCUUACCAGUUAACCGAUCUCUGCUCAAAAUCGUGUUUGGUUUGUAAUGAUUUUUCGUUGUUAUCAGUAUACAAACUAAAAACACUUUAUCCAAUACCUUUCAAACUUACCACUUAUAGUCUACCCAUAGAGCGAAGUAUAUCCAGCUUUUUAAAAAUGUAUAUUUUUACUGUUUAUUUUAGACAUUUAGUUACAUAAAAAAUACUUGUUAUAAAAUAUAAUAAAAUGACUAUUGUUUUAAUAAUUGUCAAAGAUACCUUGCGCAGAUUGCAAAUUAAUCAUAGAUUAAAUACCAAUAAUCCAAAGAGCAAUGAUUUAUUUAAUUUGAACGAAAACACUUUGAAAUUGUUUAAUAAUUUAUAAAAUCCCUGAAAACUCAAACGCUUUUAUGGCCUUUUUUACUCAUUAAAAAUAUUAGCCUCUCAAGAAUUCUAUUAGAUUUUAUCUAGAAAUGGAAUCUUGCCUGCAUGUAAAAAAUCACUAACGACACUAUACUUCUCUUUUGGAAUCAUUAUGUGUAUUGUACUAUACAUAGGUAUAUAGUACAAUACACAUAUAUUAUACAUAUUUAAUAUUUAUAAAUUUCAAAAAUAGAUCCAAUAGCCCGAAUAACCAUUCCAGGUGUGUACACCGUUAUCUUAUUAUGUAGGAACACAUAAUAUUAUGUUUUUAACUAUCAUGCAAUCUUACUUUUUGGUGUUCGUCGUGCGGUACAGAGAGUGUAAAAAUAUUAGUAUUCAAAUAAAUAUAAUUCUUAUUUUUACGGCUCAAAAUAAUUAGAACAGAUUAGGUAUGAUAUUAUGAACUGUGAGAUUGUUUUUGAGGAAAUCCAACUGUGUUUAUUCUAUUCGUGCAUCAAUUAUAUGCGCGUCACCUGCAAUUACGUCAUUGAACAAAACAGCUUUUUACGUAGGCGUGGCGUAGUGUAUUCCGCGAUCUUCCGUAAACAGAUUUCGAAAGCAGAUUCAUUUUAGAAACGGAAUAAAUUUUAUAGUAAACAAUAUAAAUAUUAUAUAUCAAAACGUUUAUAUUUAAAUAGUAUUAUAUAGGUAGUAGCUAUAUCUAUAGUAAAUGUGUAAGUAAUACAAUAUAUAGAUAGUGUACAAUAUUAAUAAACGCAUAAAGAGCAUUUGGCCACAACGAAUGGCGUUUCUGUCAUUCGGUUCGUCGCAUAACUAGUUUCAAUUCAUCAGCAAUAGUCGCUAUGGAUAUUAUUCUAAUACCAUAUUAUAUAGGUACCUAUAUAGGCCGUCGACCGAUGUUUUGUGUGAACAAAUCGUUGGCUAGUGCUAUACUACGCAUCACCGGCGAUCAGAGAAAAACCGCCAAGUAAUUGUAUAUUGUAAAACAAAAUCGGACGAAAAAAUAUUCCACUACAAAAUAUUACAAUACACGCCCAAUAUGAUUUGUGUGUACCUACUGCAUACACUGUAAACACCGAAAAAGAUUUUUCCAUUAUUACAGCCAUAGGCGUGCGCAGGGGAUAUGCAGAGUAUGCGGCUGCAUACCCUGAACACUAGGCCCGGAUUAAGGAGGGAGAAUAAGGGGCUACGUUCUCAAGGUCCUCAAAAAUCAUAUUAUGAGUUAAAUAAAAUAUUUAAAAAUUAUGUAAGUUUUAUGUUGUAAUUUAAUUUUAAUUUUAAGUAAAAAUUACAUUUUUAAUUAAACAGUUGGUAAAACACUUCGAUAUUUAUGUAUAUUUUUUUAUCGGAGUUUUACGAGCUUAAAAUAACAUUUAGAGGCACUAGCGGCAGCCUCUUGCAUACCCUGAAAAAGAGGCCUACGCACGCCUAUGAUUACAGCAAAUACACACCUCGACCUCAACCUUACCUAUGAUAUAUCUAUACAUAUAUUUUGUACGUUUACGUAGGUACCAUUACCUAUCGAUAAUAAUAUUGUAAAUUGAUGUUAUUAUAAUAUUAUGGAACCAUAAUAGCGUCAAAAAACGCGGACAUAAGCAUUAUUAAAAAGGUGCACGUGCAGACGAUCGCGCGAUGCUUAACUAAUCAAGGUAAUAAACCUGAUUUUCUCAGUAAAUUCAGCAAACUACAAAGUCACUCGAAGUUAGUCGAUUAUGUACGCCAUGGACAAGCCAUAUAGAAAAGGGACCUGAAACGGGCCCUCGGUAGAUGAGUCUGACCUAGGCUUAAGAAAGCACCUUCAAACUGGACAUAACGCCAAUCGUAUUAUUAUAGAACAUAGACAUGAUUUAUAAUUGUAUUGAAUUGGACUUAAAUAAUCUAUAACAAAACCAUCUGUUUUUGAACUAUAAACCAAGUUUCUAUUUCUUAAAUGAUAACUUAAUUGUUUUGUUGGCACUAAAAUCGGCACGUAACAAUAUAAUAAUUUAACUAUAUGAAUAUAAACACAUUAGCAUCGACAUCAUCAUCAUCAUCAUUUAAUUUUAUUAUUAUUAUUAUUAUUAUACUGUAUUAUAAUUACUGCAAAAAAUAUACUACCGUACCAAGGAUUGGGAAUUUGUUCAAAUAGUUGCGUCUUUAUUACAUAAUUGCCGUUUUACGGUGACAUUGAACAAUAAAUGGAGUAGGUGGAGAGAGACCUACCACAGACUAGUAUUCUAGCUCAAGUAUUAUUUAAUUUGUACAUCAACGGCCAACCAAUACCUGAAUAUACAAGACACUUCCCAUAUGUGGACAACCUGGCAAUCACAACAGCCGCAAGAUAUAUUUGUUUUAAUAUGCAUACCACCAAAUUGUAUAAUAUUUUAUUUUAUUUUUCAGUUGUCCGGUUUGGCACUGUUGGGUCUAGGUCUGGUGACUAGAUACUAUUCGACAAAAUCCGAAGAACUGGCCAAUAAAGCGUCCGGAGACGCAGUUGGAUUAGCUGCCUUGGCCUUUAUUAUCAUCGGUGGAGCAGUAUUCGUUGUGUCUUUCUUCGGAUGUUGCGGAGCUAUCCGAGAAAGUCAUUGUAUGAUCACGAUAGUAAGUUUUAAUAUUAUAAUCAUAUUAUAAUUACAAUAUACGUGUUUUGAUCGUUAACUAAUUUGGUUUUUUAAAAAAUAUUAAUUAUUGUUUAAAACGAUAGAUAGGUGGAUAGGCGGCGCGGUAGGCCACGACAUAGAGACAACUACAUGUUAACAUAAAAUCUACUAUGUUUACAAUUUUCAUCAAAAUUUGAUAUUAACACAAUUUUGAAAAAAAAAUACUGCAUUACACUCGAUUUUUUUUGUAACACUUAUAAUGAAUAUCAUUUAAAAUUUUUAAUUAUCUUGGUUAAGUAAAACAAUUUUAUUCACAUGUUACCUACCGGCAGCCAAAUAAAAACUAAAAUUUACGUUUUUUUAUCUGAUUUUACCCAAUUAUUAAGAAAACUAUAUGGAAAAUAAAAAAAAAAAAACGAUUGUCUUAUUCACCUAAUAAUAAUAUUUUAACAAAAAAAAGCUCGGUAUUUUUCGAUUGAAACAAUUUAUAAUUGUCAAUUUAAUAACGUAUCCACUGCAACAAACAAUUUCGAUUUUACAAAGACUUUAUUUAAAAUAUAUUAUUUAAGUAGCUAAUAAAUGUAAGUAUUACUAUUAAUUAUUAAGCAUUAAUUACAAUUCAAUUUAAACAAUUAACAAUUUACUAUUGAAACAUUAUUUCUGAUAGAAAAUAUAAAUCAUAAAAUUUAAAAUAAUGAAAACGAUGAUUUCACGGUGUGCCGUAAAUUUUCUUAUAAUUUUAUUCCCGGAUUUUUCUAAUUAUUAUGAAAAUCAAAAAAUAACUUAUCCAUAAUGCGAUGUGUAUCGAAAUAUUUUAAAUAACUCAAAAUAUGAUAAAUUAAUUUUCAUCGCCCAAAUUCAAUGGUUUUAGUUUGAAAAUGUUACAUUUUAUUUCAUACCAAUAUAAUAAAUGUGAAUAAAAGAUUGGAAAAUAAAUGAAUAGGUAUAUCUAACUAAUAAGCAUAGUUAUGAUAUAUAGCCAUUAUAACAUAUUCUAAUAAGCGAUAAACCAUAUUAAAACUUGUAAACAUAUACAUUAUCGUAUUUAUCAUUUAAAAAUAAAUUAAUAUACUCAUAGAUUUGGUUUUUUGAUUUAUAAAUAACGUUUUCGGAAAAAAUAGGUAUCAUAAGUAUUAAACAGGUUCAGUGUUUAUACCUAAUGCAUUAAAUAUUAUUAUACGAAUAUAAACGACUUUUUUCAAUAAGUUUCUACGUAAAUUUCAUAAAAAAAAAAAUAAAAAAAAUAUUUAUAAAUUAUACAAAUAUUAUUAAUUAUUAUUCACAAUUAGUAUAGUGUAAUCAUAUAUGAAAAUAUUGUAUUUAAAUUUAUACUUAAAAUUUGUACUUACAAUUUAUUGAUAUCAAGACUUAAAUAAAUGGAAAUAAAUGCCAUUAAAUUUAAUAAUCUCAUAUUUGGUUUACCAUUUCUCAACAUUGAUCGACCAAAUAAACUCAAUAUGUUCAACGGAGGAGAACAUGAACGCAAUCAUUAUUUUAGCGAAUGUUCCAUACACUACUUAUAAUACUAAUAUACUGUAAUAAUGAAAACGGAAAAGUCCACUCAAUAUAAUUCGCACGUAUUUAAAAUGAUUUAUAACAAAACAAAUAUUAUUUCAGUAUGCAAUGUUCUUGUUGGCACUUUUCCUGUUGGAGGCGGCCAUUGGAGUUUUCCUGUACGUGAACCGGGGACAAGUGGAACCGAUCACUGAGAAAUUGUUGACUACCGUAUUCAAAGAUUAUUCCAACGAUUCAGAUUCGCGUGCUUUUGUCGACAAAAUACAACACGAAGUAAGUCAGCAUAGAGAUUAAACAAAUACAAAUUUUGUUGCACUUACAGUCGUAUGUAACACCGAGUAUGAAUGGGUUUCUUCAUUUUAUCGGAUUUUUAUUAUUUCCCCCACUAUAUAAUCGUAUAUUUUCUACCCAAAAGCAAUCAUUCUGGACCAAAUCGACUCAAACACGAGAAUCACAUUUGUUUUAUAAAUGGAUUGAAGUGAUAAAAAUUGGAUUGAGUCUUAAUAUGAACUUCUCUAUGUUGUUACGGAGAUAGGUGAUUUUUUAGUUCUGGAAACCCAAAUAGACCGCCCAUAUAAAGCCAGGGGAGGAGAAGAAAUUUUGUAUAUGCAUGCUAUAUACGAAUUAUUAUAAUAUUAUAAUUAUCAUUUAUAAAUUUGGAAUUUUUAGUUCCACUGUUGCGGUAUUGACGGACCGAACUAUUGGACCGAUCAAACCGCGGCCGCUAUACCUCACUCUUGUUGUAAAGAAGACAAUGGCCAAGGAACGACGUGUCUCAAAACACAGGCUUGGCAAGACGGAUGUCCGAAAAAGUCAGUCGAAUUUGUCAAGAGCAAGUUGGGUAAACUGUUGAAUAUCAUCAUAGCCAUUGCUGGCGGUGAAGUAAGGAUAUCUGAUUUACCUAUAUAAAGUUUCAUUUAUCAAUGUGGGUUAAUAGGUUAUGUUUUUGUCGGUUAGGGUUUUAGUUUUCAAGUUCGUAAUAUUCAUUUAAUGUGGCCCCAUCAUAUUUGCGUUUCAAACAUAUAGGACAUGGGUACUAUUAUUAUGAAUUAUUAAUGCAUUGUCUGUUUAAAAGCGAUUAGAAAAAUAUUGCAAACACCAGUCAUACUGGUCUGAUAUAAUUUAAAAUCCACGAAACAGUGUUUACGUCGGUUUUAUUUUUAUCGAAAAAGUAUAUCUACCGAAUAAUAAUUGUCAAUUGUGUACAGUUUGGGGAGUUUAAAAUGAUUACACUUUGUGACGCUCAACAGAUAAUUACGAUUUUCGACAUUAUGACAUGUUUCCGUUGGGAAUACACGUAUAUCGUAUUGAUUGUAUACCUAAUGCCCAUUUUAUGUUUACACGAACGUUAACCCCCCGUUGUACAUUUGUUGAGAGCUCAGACUCUUCCGACUGCUACUGCAUAUUAUUGUCAAACAAUAUAAAUUAUGAUGAGUAACGCGUCACACUGUAUGUAGGUAGGUAAGGCAUUUUGUACGAUUUUACCGUGUGUGAGUUUUUAAAUAUAUAUUACACAUAUUUUAUUUUUUCUCUAUAUUUUGAACUAAAAAUCUUUUCCUUUUUUUUUAAAAAAAAAAAAAAUCGAACAAUGGAAUAGCUAUGUGUUGAGCGUUUAUGGUAGAAUAUUACACGCAAUUACUAUUUUUUCGGCCGUGUCGAACGUUCAAAAGUUUUACAGCGUUAAACAAUGACGUACACCAAGACAACAAACCGCUAUAAUAUUAUGCAUUUCAGGCGUGCCUUCAAAACCGACGUGUUAUAACCGCUGGAUGUGUGACAGGUUUUACUUGAGUUGAUGGCAUAGAUAUAAAUUCGAUGAUGUCUAAAAAUAUCAGUAAAUACUCAAUGUAAUAUUCAUAAUUCAUUAUUAUAUAACUUGAGUGCAAUAGUAAGCACGCACUUACUAACAUUUUUAAAGUGCUGCAUCACAACAGUAAAUAAUAUUUUUAAUAAGUCGUGAUGCAAUAGUAGGUACGUACCAUCCUAACAAUUUAUGAUAUUCCUGAUCAGCAUUUUUUAUAUCUACUAUAGUUAAAACGAAAAUAGUAUAUCAUAAUAAUAUAUUACAUACUAGUGCCUUUUUUUUUUUUUUUUUAUGUGACUGUUUGUUUUGAACUUAACACACUUUAACUAAUAUACUGCUUUAGGUAUCUUAGAUUAAAGUUGAAUUGUUUUUUUUUCCUGUAAUAGCCAUUUUUAUUCGGUCGUCGAAUUUUUGUCUGCUAUUCGGAGAUGUCCGUUAUUCAAAGGUGUACAUUUUUUAAAUCCAUAAAAGAUAAUGUGUAAAAUGAAAACAUUUGCGCUAUGUUAAAUUAAAUUAUAAUGUUGUUACCGUUCGAUAACGAGUUUAUUAUCGUUAAACCUAUAGGUAUGGUUUGCUAGACGCGUCAUUGUCGCGACGACAGGUCACUGCGACAAGUCGUCAAUAUCUAUUUUUUACGAAAAUGGUAUACACUGGUUUGCUAGAUGCGACUGGUAGCAAUGACCAAACUUUGGGUCGUCGUAGCUGACGACACUACUGCUCCGAGAGCAGUAGCUCGCGACACGUAGUGACGACCGUAUAACGACAUGGUUGCAAAGUUAAUAUUUUCUCCAUCAUUCUUAUUCUUUUUAAUGGUCUAUUUAUCAAUAUAUUUUAUUAUAUUUUAUUUUAUUUCAUAAGACACUUCACUGGCCCGAUGUUUAAAAAUGCAAUUUGUCGAAUUUCUAUUUUUUGUCAUUAAAUUAGCCAAAUAUAAAACAUCAUCUUCUUCUUCUAAUAAAUGUGUGAGAAGAAUGUUAUUAUUAUUAACAAUAUUUCUGUUCAUGGUAUAAAAUAAAAUUGUAUUCAAUACGAUUAAAAAUAAAAAUAUAAAAAUAUGUCCGUACAUGUACUGGUUUGAAACCGAACUGAUCAAAAAACACUCGUGCUACAACUGCCACCACGACCGCGACAUAUCGUGUCUAGGGAAUUUUUGAUAAUAAUCCACUGUAAUAGAUAUCCGCUAUUCGUAAUCUUAUCGAGUUCGCUAUCGUUAUUACAUUAUUACGAGAAUACAUACUAAUGCAAAUGCGUUUUAGCACUGUCAAUUUGUCACUAUUUUUAAAUUAAGAAUAAAAUAGUGUCUGUUCGCUUUCCGUUAUAGAUCACUUUUCAGUUUUUAUAAUACGUUGGGCCGCAAAAUCCACCGAACGGUUUAUUAUCUAAAGUGCCUACUUAUAUAUAGCAGGGAUGGGCAACUGGCAGCUCGCAUACCAUUUUCUACUAGCCCGUGCUACAUUUUCAAAUUAAUUAAUAAAUACCACACGAAUAAAUAAUUAAACAUAAAAAAUAAAUGUCUUUUUUAAAUUGACCUUUUUUUUCCUUUCUAUGUUCUCUGGCCCGCUAGAUUUUAAAGUUCUAAAAGUUGGUCCUCUUGUAACAUUUAAUUACCCAUCUCUGCUAUAUAGAAUGCAUAACAUUGAAAUAGUAUGUUUUAACAAAACACGUUUAUGUUUCAGUUGAUCGGUAUCAUUUUUGCGCUGUGCUUAGCGAGCAGUAUAAAAAACGAAGAACGCCGACAAGGAUACGCUUAA
Molecule: messenger RNA, 23000 nt
Organism: Cinara cedri
Lineage: Eukaryota; Metazoa; Arthropoda; Insecta; Hemiptera; Aphididae
Source: the annotation of a GenBank genome assembly